AUGUGGGCAGACAGAAAACAGACAGAGGAAGGGAGGCACGGUGGCUGGGAAGAAAUGGAAGAAACGAAGAUGAAGACUUUCACCUCUCUUACACAGGUUUCCCGACAAAUGAGGGAAGAAGGUGAGAGUAAAAAGAAGAAUGAACGAAAGAAAGGGGGAAAAUGUGUCCUCGACUUGCGUGAAGAGGCUCGCGGGUCCCGGAGUCGAGAGUCGCCAGCCUCACCGACCUGCCACGGCUUCGCAUGCAGCUCCCGCCCCGGCCGUCCUCCGAAGCGCUGUUCUGGUGCAGGGAUCCAGGAAAGCCCCAGGCUGCUGCACCCGGGCCUCCCCGGCCUGCUGUCGCCCAACCUGCUGUCACACACUGGUCUGACUGCAGCAGCCAUGGCUGAGCUCCAGAAGCUCCAGAAGAUGAAGAUGAUGAUGACUCUGCAGAACGGCAACGAGUCCGACAACGAUGAUCUUCACUCCAACGCAGGAGGCAGCGAGUGUUCCUGGGACAAGGAGCGUCUGACCAGCCCUCCUGCUGGAGCACACGGCGGAGGAGGAGGAGGAGGGGGAGGAGCACCAGCAGUAGGAGGUGGAACUGGAGGAGGGGGAGGGGCAGGAGGAGGAGCAGGUGGGAGGGGCCCGGCCAUGGGAGCUGUCAAUCAGCAACAGCUCCAGCAGCAGCAGCAGCAGCAGCAGCAGCUACUGGCCAACAGGUUGGACCUGCCGUUCAUGAUGAUGCCCCACCCUCUGCUACCCAUGGGUUUGCCUCCUGCGUCUGUAGCCAUGGCGAUGUCACAGAUGAAUCACCUCAGUACCAUUGCAAACAUGGCAGCUGCAGCCCAGCAGAUACAUACUCAUGUACACCGUGCACCUGUCAUCAAGGAAAGAGUGUGUGACAGUCCCUCCCUCUCUCCGUCUGUGGAUGAGGCCAACACUCCUCUGCAGUCACAGCCCAGCAGCUCGGCUUCCAGCUCACCAGAAAGACUGGGAUUGGUGUCAGCUGAUGCAGAUGUUGCACUGACCAACACGGCUGCACCCAUCAAGAAAAUAACAAAGGACAAAGAAGACUCUCCGCUGGGACAAGCUUUACCCCCCGGCUUUCCUGCUCCAUUCCUGUUCGCUGACGGCCUGUCGUCUGUGGAGACCCUGCUCACCAACAUACAGGGGCUGCUGAAGGUGGCGGUGGAGAACGCCCGAGCGCAGGACAAACAGAUCCAGGCGGAGAAGCGAGAGCUGAAGAUGGAGCUGUACAGAGAAAGAGAGAUGAGGGAGAGUCUGGAACGACAGCUCACUUCCGAGCUACAGAGCCGAGCCUCAAUCCAGAAGCGUCUGAAGAAGGAGAAGAAGGCCAAGAGGAAGCUGCAGGAGGCUCUGGAGUUCGAGUCGAAGAGGAGGGAGCGGGUGGAGGACGCUCUGAAACACUCGUCCUCGCCCUCUCCAGAGCCGCUGCACGUCGCCAACAACAGCAAGAACGAUGCUGCUGUAGCUGAGGAUAAACCUGAACUUAAUGGAAACCAGCAAGACAACGGCGCUGUACAAGACUCCCGACCAUUUCUGAAGACCCCCAUGAUGUUUUAGAGAGACUCCAGAAGCCCUGCCUGCCCCCCCCCCACAGCACAGAAGUCCUCCACCAGCCUGUUUCCACAUCCUCCGUCACCUUGGCAACCACCUCCCCGGGCGGGAUUCGAUCCUUACUAACGCGCAACCUUUUUGGCGUUGCCACAACAAAGCGAAGACUAGAGACACGCCUCUUAUUUGGACUUGUUCUAGGGGUCGUCUCGCCACCUUUUCUCCUUUUUAAACAAACUUCUCUCCACUCACUCCUCUCCUCCUCACUACAGCACCCACUCGCAUCCCUGUUGUAGCUCUGAAACUGAAACCUAAAAGUGAUUCUGAGGCAAAGGUGAGGAAAAACGAAAAGUCAGGACGAAGAUCAGCAGACGCCGUCGAACUGUUUGAUUGACAGCUGAGGUUUUUUAAAUGGUUGGUGCUGACUAGACAAGAAUGGUUUUAUGAAAGGACAAAGUUCUUAUUUAUGUCCCCUAAUGAGACAGAGAGAAAGCUUCAGCCUCCUGUCUGAACGUCAGAGCUUCACUCGGCCUCACUGGCUGUCGGCAACAGAGGAGCUCAGGAGUGGAAGAAAACCUGUACAAAUUUAUAAGGAAUAAAAGUUAAGACAACUGGAGGAUAACAACUUGAGGCUAUUUCAGUCUCUUGUGUUUCAUUCAUUUUUGUUUUUCCAUACAGGGACUGAAAAGAAUGCAUGGGAAAAUGUUGUUAUGUUGUCAUUUGGCUUAUUUUAUCCUCCGUACACUCUUCACCCCAACUGCUUCCCUGUCUUUUACUCUUCCUCCUUUUAGAUUCCUUCCUUUUCCUUUUCCUUUUUCUUUUUUUUUUAUCAGCGCUUCACUUUUUUGCUGAAUUCUCUUCUUUUUGUUGACUUAUUUCAAAUCAGUUUCUCUGUAAGGAGGCAUUACUUCUAAUGUUGGAUGCAGCUUUUCAAUGUAUGAAGUAUUUUCUAUCACCCCUAACCUGUGAAAUCAGUUUCUGAAACAAUGCAAAAGAAAGAAAAUUAUGACAAUGGAGUGAUUUUUAGACAAAGCAUAUUCUAAAGGUACGAACUCUCCUCCUGGACUUUGCCUUUUCAUCGUUCCUAUGACCCUCGAAGUAGAAGUCGGGUUUCUAGUGUUUGUCAAAUUAAAGACAAGGAGCACUUGAUCUGUCCAAAUAGAGUUUUUUAAAGCAACUCCACUGAUGAAUUGCCACAUUUUUCACCAGUUCAGUAAAAUUUAUGAGCUUGGAUGAAUUUGAGAUUGUUCUAAAAACAAGCGCUUCUCGUUCACCUCAAACACCAGAAAUGUUUGAAUCCUCGUUUUCUGACAUACUAAGAGUGCAGACUGUUGUGUUGCAGUUUUGUUUAUUCCACUGCGUGUUUUAUUUGUUUAUUACUAUUUGAAACGUGUACGGGAGGAAAGAGGGAGGGUCUGGGUUUGGGGUUAAAGUGAUAUUCUGUGUAGAUAAAAACAACAUUGAGCAUUUCCUUCCGUUCUUUUAUUUUAUUGUUUCUCCUGAUGAUCUCUCAAAGUCUGUCACUGUUCUCUGAGUUUGAGCUGACUGCAAAUAUACAGUAUAAUAAUGA
Betta splendens (Siamese fighting fish) is the source of this 3127-nucleotide messenger RNA. Its product is annotated as dachshund homolog 2-like. NCBI's taxonomy places the organism in Eukaryota, Metazoa, Chordata, Actinopteri, Anabantiformes, Osphronemidae. The record is from RefSeq and is a predicted model, not a curated record. The transcript is spliced from 13 exons. Bases 1 to 1566 code for a protein of 521 amino acids.